Cyprinus carpio (common carp) is the source of this 942-nucleotide messenger RNA. Its product is annotated as endonuclease domain-containing 1 protein-like. NCBI's taxonomy places the organism in Eukaryota, Metazoa, Chordata, Actinopteri, Cypriniformes, Cyprinidae. The record is from RefSeq and is a predicted model, not a curated record. Gene Ontology annotation, molecular function: hydrolase activity; metal ion binding; nucleic acid binding.
CUGCAGAAUGAUCUUUGUGUGUUAGAGAGGAGCAUUUAAGUCCCAGCAGAGACCCAUUCUGAGUUCUGCUCAUAUGAAGAGAAGAUGAGGCUGUUUAUCGCGAGUUUCUCUGUGCUGCUGCUGCUUCUGGCUUUUACAUCCAUCUCAUCUGAAUUUGUAGACAAAUUCAGUAAAUGGGAAGAUUUUUUUUUCAAUCAAACGCCUCCUGUUAUUCCUGGCAUUCUGAAUGAUUCAGCUGUACAGGACAGUAAUUAUAAAACAAUAUGUCAAAAAUAUAAAGAGAGGGAAAAAUAUGUGACCCUCUACAACACAACGGGGAAGAUCCCUGUUUUCUCAGCUUAUAAAUACACCGGAAUACAAAAAUACAAGAAACUGACUAAGAUUCCCUGGAUGAUCGAGUCGCAGUUUGAACCUGCAGGUCAUGAGAUGCAUGAGCCAUUCGUCAAUCAGGCUACCACUGAAGACUACUUCAAUAACACACAAAACGUUAGUUGCGGUCACUUAUUUCCAGUCCGUUAUGCAGCUGAUAGAGAAACUGCCGAGUCUACAUUCACACUCACCAACAGCAUUCCACAGAAGAGAAACUUAGAGAACGGCUCUUGGAUUGACAAAGAACAAAAAAUUAAAGAUAUCAUGGAUAAAUACUGUCGUGACAAGAAGAACAACAAAAAGAUCUUAGCCUACGUGUUGACUGGAGCUCUGCCUGGCCCUAAUAUACUGAAUAAAAGAGUGAACAUUCCCUCUCACAAGUGGAUGGCAUUUUGUUGCUACAACAGUUCAGGAAACUCAUGGCUCUCCAAAGCUGCCUGGGCUGAGAACAAAAUUAAACAUGAUACGGAGACUUGUCUUAAGAGCCUGGAGGAGUUUAAAAUGUUCUUAAAUGAAAAAUGGGGGAAACAAGUGAAGUUAUUUUCCAAUGACUGUAUGUAAUUUUAAUAUGCA